Messenger RNA from Elephantulus edwardii (Cape elephant shrew), 537 nucleotides. It is a transcript of the gene TGFA, whose product is annotated as transforming growth factor, alpha. The transcript is spliced from 4 exons. NCBI's taxonomy places the organism in Eukaryota, Metazoa, Chordata, Mammalia, Macroscelidea, Macroscelididae. Gene Ontology annotation, biological process: positive regulation of cell population proliferation; positive regulation of mitotic nuclear division; epidermal growth factor receptor signaling pathway. The record is from RefSeq and is a predicted model, not a curated record. Bases 1 to 537 code for a protein of 178 amino acids.
AUGCCUCUUCUCUCCCCAGCAGACCCUCCUGUGGCUGCCGCUGUGGUGUCCCAUUUUAAUGACUGCCCAGAUUCCCACAGCCAGUUCUGCUUCCAUGGAACCUGCAGGUUUUUGGUGCAGGAGGACAAACCAGCAUGUGUAUGCCAUUCUGGAUAUGUGGGUGCACGCUGCGAACACGCAGACCUCCUGGCCGUGGUGGCCGCUAGCCAGAAGAAGCAGGCCAUCACUGCAUUGGUGGUAGUCUCCGUUGUGGCCCUGGCUGGCCUCAUCAUCACAUGUGUGCUUAUACACUGCUGCCAGGUCCGGAAGCACUGCAAGUGGUGCCGCACCCUCGUCUGCCGGCACGAGAAGCCCAGUGCCCUCCUGAAGGGAAGGACCACCUGCUGCCACUCGGAAACAGGUACAGGGGUGCUGGGGCCCGGGGACUAUAUGCUCUCUGGAUGCACUUCUGGUGGUCUGAGGAACCCAGAAGAAGAGUUCAGCCAGGUGGACUGUGGCCACUGGAGAAGACAGGACUUCCUCAGGACAGCCUUGUGA